AUGUCCCUCCGGUGGCUGCUGUCGCGCACACUUGCGAUCCUCCUCCCACUCACAGUCACCGCCACUGUUUACCUGUAUAUCUACCCAAUCUUCAACGGCUGCGCCUUUCCCCUACCAAGAGCCCACGCCUCCAACUCGGAUAAAAAGACCUCAAUAAGCCGUUUUCAACAAAAUGCCAUCUUCAAUACCUUCCUCCAACACCUCGGCAUCUCAUCCUCAACCCCAGACCCAACAACCGAACCCGCAAUCUUCAGACUCCUAGUCCUGGCAGACCCCCAAUUAGAAGGCGACACCUCCCUCCCAUUCCCAGAAUACGAACUAUACCCGCGCAUUCAAUUCCACUGGCGCGCUAUCCAAGACUCAAUCGGCAAUGCCAGCGCCUCAACCACCCCAAAAACCCCACUAGCAAAAGCCGUCUUGCACGAGAACGUCAUCUCAAACAUAACAGCCAGCCUGCGCGAACUAGCAAAAGAAGAUAUCCCACGCGCCAUCAACUCAGCCCUUAAACGCCUUGACCUCUUCGGCAACGACUUCUAUCUAGCACACAUCUACCGCACGCUAUUCUGGUGGACGCGCCCAACACACACAACCGUCUUGGGCGAUCUAGUAGGCAGCCAAUGGAUAUCCAGCGAAGAGUUCGCGCGUCGCGGAUACAGGUAUUGGAAUCGUGUUUUCCGCGGCGGAGAGCGCGUGGACGAUGCGCUCACGAGGACUGGUGCUGUUGGCGCGAGUAAACAUGAUAAAGCUAAGCCACCGGUGGAAUUGCUUGGUGUCAAUGGUGACCCGGCUUGGGCGAGACGGAUUAUUAAUAUUGCUGGGAAUCAUGAUAUUGGGUAUGCGGGCGAUAUUGAUGAGAAGCGCAUGGAACGCUUUGAACGGGUGUUUGGUCGUGCGAAUUGGGAUGUGAGGUUUGAGCAUCCUCCUGUUGAUUUAUCGGGCUCCUCCUCCUCCUCCUCCUCCUCCUCCUCCUCCUCCUCCUCCUCCUCUUCUUCUUCUUCUUCUUCUUCUUCUUCUUCUGCGAGCGAGUCGGUUGUUACGCCUACGCUGCAUCUGAUCAACCUCAAUUCUCUCAUGUUCGAUACUCCCGCGCUGUCAUCGGUGGUCCAGGACCAGACGUAUACGUAUCUGAAUGAGCUGAUUGCGCACCGACUCGCGCCAGUCGAGGAUCGGUCGACCUUUACACUCCUUCUAACGCAUUUACCUCUCCACAAACAAGAUGGUAUUUGCACGGACGGCCCAUACUUCUCAUUCCACAAUGCCGACGACGAUGACGGUCCCGAUGGAAUCCCACGUUGGCGGGAAAGCGGCCUGAAAGAGCAGAACCAUAUCAGUGAUACACUCAGUGCUGGCGGUAUCCUGCAGGGUAUCUUUGGAAUGAGUGGUGAUGAGCGUGCGCCUAUCGGUGGACAUGGUCGGAAUGGACUUAUCCUCACGGGACAUGAUCAUCCUGGCUGUGAUGCUGUUCAUUAUGUCAAUCGCACUUCGAAGGAAAAUCAGGAGAGGACAGAAGAGGAUCAGAGCGCUCAGUCCUGGAAGUGGGCUGCUAAACGCUUUGAGGAGGACUCACAGAUGAAUGAUCCUUCUAUUCGCGAGGUGACUCUCCGCUCGAUGAUGGGUGAAUUCGAUGGUAAUGCUGGUCUUCUCUCGGCGUGGUAUGAUCAGGCCGUUGGUCAGUGGAACUACGAGAUCACUAUGUGUCCUGCUGGCGUGCAGCAUAUCUGGUGGGCUAUCCAUGUCCUUGGGCUUGUGACGCUUGGUGUGGCGCUUGUUUGGUUCAUGCUUGGACUUGUUGCGUCUGGAGAUGCUGGAGCGACAACUGCUGCUCGUGUACGAUACGACAAGAAGGAUGAGAAGCUACGUCUGCGGGAGUCUUCGAGAGUACAGUUGGAAGAGUCGAAGACGGGUGGACAGAAGAAGUAG
Penicillium antarcticum is the source of this 1920-nucleotide messenger RNA. RefSeq lists its product as uncharacterized. Gene Ontology annotation, biological process: GPI anchor biosynthetic process. The transcript has a single exon. Gene Ontology annotation, cellular component: endoplasmic reticulum. The record is from RefSeq and is a predicted model, not a curated record. NCBI's taxonomy places the organism in Eukaryota, Fungi, Ascomycota, Eurotiomycetes, Eurotiales, Aspergillaceae. The coding region runs from base 1 to 1920 and encodes 639 amino acids.